AUGCAGCUCCCCAUCAUCUUCUUUCUCUUUAUCCUUAUUGUCCUCUCCAGCGCAGCGGCCAUCACUCCUGCAGCCGAUACCACCACAACUAUUACCCUCCGUGACGACGACCGCGAUAAAUGUCACCAAAUCUGCACCGGCAACAACGAUUGCAGCGGUGAAUGUUCUGAGUGUUAUAACUUUACUUGCUGCGCUAUUUUGGUUCCAAUCCACUGGCAUCCUUUCUACCUCAAGAGUCCUACUCUGUCCCAUCCAACCCCCAAGCUUGCCUAUCAGCUUCCCCACGUCGGACACCUGACGGAACCUCUUGCCUAUACGUGUGACCCCAUCCAGUUCGUCACGGUGUCGCCCUUCGACGCAUCUCGUUUGUCUCACCACCCCAGCUUGUCCUUCCAGGACACAAUAUUACCUCGAAGAGUCCCUCGCCGAAGACUAUCUCUGCGACGGACCUCCACAAUGCCCGCUCCCAUUGUUGAGAAUAUACUGCAACCCGUCCUGCCCGUGCGCGAGCUCGAGGCCGAUGAGGAGUUCGUGAUAGCUGCCUUUGAGCGUCACGCUAGCCACUGCUACCGGUGUGCGGACCCUCUUCAGGUUCAGCAGGAGGACCGCUCUCUCUGUGACCGAGGACACCAAUAUGCGUUGGACGUGGCCGAGUACAUCUACAGCAAGAAAGGCAAAGCAUACUCCGUCGUGGACCGGGAACUCAACCAGCCCACGCUAGUCAAGAUCCCACGCACCUCCGUGGCUGUUCGCGGACUCCUGCUUGCCAUCGAAGACGGUCUGCGCCUGCAUCGUAAGGAGUUGCAGAAAUCGACUCAGUCUGCUCCUGUCAUUAGCUAUGACCGCACCUACCUUGUCCCACCUCGCCGCGCGGCCACGCAGCCAGCAGCGUCGCAACCGGCGGCAUACAAUGAAAUUAUCGAGAGGGAGCCACGUUCUCUGAAACGUCGCCGGGUCAUAAUCUACCCAUCUCCCCGUGGUUCUCCCAGCCGGGGUUCGCUCUAUGAAGCUGAUGCAGCUGACCGUGUUGAGCGUUUCAAGGGGUCCUCGCGUAUUUACCGUCCGGCUGAAUACCAUCGCUGA
Aspergillus tanneri is the source of this 1083-nucleotide messenger RNA. RefSeq lists its product as uncharacterized. The transcript has 2 exons. Bases 1 to 1083 code for a protein of 360 amino acids. The record is from RefSeq and is a predicted model, not a curated record. NCBI's taxonomy places the organism in Eukaryota, Fungi, Ascomycota, Eurotiomycetes, Eurotiales, Aspergillaceae.